AACGGGUAACAGCAUACUAUGCACAAGUAGAAGUAACCGCCUCCCUCUCUUUCUCUCUCUUUUGUUUUGUCGCGCUUCUUUGAUCAUUUAGUUCUACGCGCCGUCGUGUCAAUUGGCACGCGCCGCUAUCUUCCCUCUAUUUUUAACUUCUUGCCCUUUUUCCUUUUCUUUCGUUCUUUUUUCCUUAUCUUCUUUCCACUUUCUCUAUUUUUCUCUUCUCUUUCUUUAUACUUUCUUCUUUUCAUCUCUCUUCUCUCUGUAAUCACCAUCACUGCUAUCUCCACCAAUAGCACCCCACCACCUGUAGCACCACUUCUCUCUGAUCACCAUCUCUUUCUCUCUCUCUCUCUCUCGUUUCUGUCUAUGUCUAAGAUCUGAAACUUCAGAGGAGGGAGUGGGCAUCAAUAAUUUUAUGAAUCCACAGCUCUGAUGAUUACGAGAUGGGCGGAGUCACCUCAUCAAUAGCUGCAAAGUUCGCUUUCUUCCCGCCAAAUCCUCCCUCAUAUACUGUCGUAGAAGACGAGUCCACCCCCGGGAGGCUAGUCAUUCCGGAGGUCCCGAGGAGGGAUGAGGUUGAUAUUUUGAAGCUCCGGACUCGACGAGGAAACGAAAUAGUGGCCGUUCAUAUAAAGCAUCCUAAAGCAUCAACAACUUUGCUAUAUUCCCAUGGAAAUGCAGCUGAUUUGGGACAGAUGUUUGAGCUCUUCGUCGAGUUGAGUAAACGCCUUCGCAUUAAUCUCAUGGGGUAUGACUACUCUGGAUAUGGACAAUCAAGUGGAAAGCCAACUGAAUGUAAUACAUAUGCGGAUAUAGAGGCUGCAUAUAAUUGCCUCAGAGAACAGUACGGGGUGAAAGAUGAGCAAUUAAUACUGUAUGGUCAGUCUGUUGGUAGUGGACCUACUGUUGAUCUUGCUUCACAGUUAACAAACUUGAGAGGUGUGGUUCUACAUAGCCCAAUUUUGUCUGGAAUGAGGGUAUUAUAUCCAGUCAAGAGGACGUACUGGUUUGACAUUUACAAGAACAUUGACAAAAUCGGUAUGGUGAACUGUCCUGUUCUGAUAAUUCAUGGAACAGCAGAUGAAGUUGUUGAUUGCUCCCAUGGGAAGCAGCUUUGGGAGCUUUGCAAGGAGAAGUAUGAACCAUUAUGGAUAAGUGGUGGUGGACAUUGCAAUCUUGAGCUUUAUCCAGAGUUCAUCAAACAUCUGAAGAAGUUUGUGUUGACAAUAGGCAAAUCAAAAACAGCUCCAAAUGGUUCUAAGAAAACAACAGUAGAGUUGGAAAAUGAGAACAAACCGUCUGAGAGUGGAACAUCAGAUACUUUUGAAUUGGUUCCUGACCUUCCAGAAGUCUCUAGAAAUAGUUUAGAUAGUAGGCUUGAGAAAUCCAAGAAGCCAAAUAAACCUGAAAAGUCACGGAUGAGCACCGACCGUGUUGAUAGAUUUAGGAGAAGUAAAGGCAUGGUCUGGUGAUUGCUUAUACUAAGAGCUUCUUCUUCAAUAAAAUGUGUAGGUCCACUUGAGGAGGUAAUUUAUUUUUCACUCUUGCUUUUGUAACAUGCAUCAAAUUUCGUACAAAGAAGUCUUGAGUGUAAUUUUUUAUUUUUUACAUAAAUGUCGUAUCUGUAUGUAUCUUUAGAACCCGAAUCAAAUUAAGCUAAAUCUUGCAUGUUAA
Manihot esculenta (cassava) is the source of this 1671-nucleotide messenger RNA. Its product is annotated as alpha/beta hydrolase domain-containing protein 17B. The transcript is spliced from 5 exons. NCBI's taxonomy places the organism in Eukaryota, Viridiplantae, Streptophyta, Magnoliopsida, Malpighiales, Euphorbiaceae. The record is from RefSeq and is a predicted model, not a curated record. Bases 441 to 1469 code for a protein of 342 amino acids.